AUUCACGUAAACGGGGGCAGCGCUUCGACUAGACCCCCCUUUAUCUGUGUAAAUAUUUGAAAGGGAGUCUCAUUGCUCGAAACAUCUGUGUGUUGAGUGUUUGAGGUAACUAACUUAUCAUCAUCAUGAACUUGUUUUCGGCGAUUCACUGUGUGGUGCUCAUCUCGCUGUGUGGAACUCUGUCAAAGCACCGAGCCAACGCGGGCAUAUGCUGGCUGCAGCAGGGCCAAGAACAGCGCUGUGACAUGGUGCUGAUUCGAGGUGUGAGCAGGGAGGAGUGCUGCGCCGGAGGCCGUUUGGACACGGCCUGGUCCAACACCAGCCUGCCCAUCAACGAGGUCAGUCUACUGGGCUUCCUGGGCAUCGUGUCCUGCAAACCCUGCAAAGAGACAUGUGAAGGGGUCAAGUGUGGCUCGGGGAAGGUGUGUAGGAUGAAGGGCGGCCGUCCUCAGUGCAUCUGCUCGCCAGACUGUUCCAACAUCUCCAGAAAGCAUGCUGUCUGUGGGAGCGAUGGCACCACAUAUAAAGACGAGUGUGCCCUCCUGAUGUCCCGCUGUAGAGGCCACCCUGACCUCGAGAUCAUGUACCAAGGAGAGUGUAAAAAGUCAUGCUCCAAUGUAGUGUGCCCGGGCACCCACACCUGUGUGACAGACCAGACCAACAGUGCGCACUGUGUGAUGUGCCGCACGGCUCAGUGCCCGAUGCCGAUGCUCAGUGGUCAAACCAUCUGCGGCAACAAUAACAUCACCUACCCAAGUGCCUGCCAUUUGCGCCGUGCCACCUGCUUCUUCGGACGUUCCAUAGGAGUGCGCCAUUACGGCCACUGCAGGAGUAAGGACUAAACACCUGUGGAUUAAACACCUUCCAUAUACGGUAAAGAAGGUAGUGAGGAGAAUUUGCUCUUUUAGGGAUCUUGGCUUUGCAUGAGACCAGCUUGUACAUCCGAUGACAGCACAGUUUAUGUGAGCGAGUUGUAACCUCCUGGCAGAGUCAUCCGUUCUGUUAAAUGAAGCGCUAGGUGCAUGCAGUACAUGCACCUCUCUUGCUCUCUGGUAUGGUAUUUUAACAAACGAAAGAUUUGAAGAGAUAAACUGUUGUUCAAUUUGGACCUGACCAUGUGCAUACUGUAAAUACAUUACUGCUUUUAUUUAUUGGAGAAAUCUGCUUCUCCAAACAUUUUUUUUUAUUUAUAGUUCUUUUCGUUUGAGCUGCAUAUUCCCAGAUCGACUGCCUUCAAAUUGAUAUUUAUUGUGUUUUCAUGUACAGACCAGUUAGAGUAUAAUACUAGCUCAUGUAAAAAAAAAUUAGGUCACACUUUAAUGUAAUGAAAUGCUAUGCCUUGCUAUACGGCUAACUCCAAAGAUAAAUCAUAUUCUAGCAUUAAAAUUUCUAUUACAAAGCUGUCCCUAAAUGUUUUCGAGAAAUAUCCACAGAUGUGCCUCUUUCAGAAAGCCAUGCACCAGGAGAGGUAGCAUUAUUACACACUCUGGAGACUAUUUAUUACAGAAAUAAAGCCAAAGAGGAGUGUGUGUGCUGUUUGAGUUCUGCUCCCUCACGUCUGGAGGUUAAAGAGUUUGCAGACAUAGAACCAGAGGUUCCAGGCCUGAUUCUAUGCCACAAACAUGAAGCAAGCUGCCUGCUGAGCAAUGAAAUUUCCAGCUAUAGUCUAAUGGCAUUGUUUUUUUGGGUUUUUUGUUUGUUUGUUUGUUUUUUUAUGAGCAGGCUGGAUCAGUCCAAAAAAUGUUCAGUCCAUUGUACUGUUUUAUGGUUCUGCCGUUAUUGUUGCAUGAGUGUGCACAUUUGUGAAGUACUUGAGUGCAUUAUUUUCGUAAUGCGAACCAUUUUUUUUUUUUUUUUUUUUUUUUUUUGAACAAUGAUAUUUAGUGAACCACUACAUAAGUACUUUGGUAAUCUGUUAUGUUUUGGGAAUAAGUGACAGGAGAGUGAUAUAGGCCUACUCAUUAAAAAAAUUUAUGAACCACACAUAUAUCCUUGUAAAUAUAUUUUUCUUUUUGCAAUCUUUGUGUAUCUACUGUGAGAUUUCUUAAUGUAUCGACUUAUUUUUGUAUUUUAAAACUGACAUUUUAACUCUGAUUAAAAGAGACUUCCUGA
Messenger RNA from Ictalurus furcatus (blue catfish), 2112 nucleotides. RefSeq names its product follistatin-like 3 (secreted glycoprotein) (gene fstl3). The record is from RefSeq and is a predicted model, not a curated record. Gene Ontology annotation, molecular function: protein binding; activin binding. The transcript has 5 exons. Lineage: Eukaryota; Metazoa; Chordata; Actinopteri; Siluriformes; Ictaluridae. Gene Ontology annotation, biological process: negative regulation of activin receptor signaling pathway; cell differentiation; multicellular organism development. Bases 126 to 842 code for a protein of 238 amino acids.